AUGGGAGAUAGCACGGUGGAUCAGAGCGGUCCUAUGCGGGUGUUGGUGACCGGGGGGACUGGUCUGGUGGGCAGGGCCAUAGAACAUGUGGUCAAAGAAGAGGGAGGGGCCAGGGAUGGAGAGGAGUGGAUCUUCCUCUCCUCUAAGGAUGCAAACCUCAUGUGAGAGCUACACACGCACACAGACAUACGCACUCACUCAUAGACAGACACAUGGUACACAUGCACGCACAUAUACACUACCAGUCAAAUGUUUGGACACACCUACUCAUUCAAGGGUUUUUCUUUAUUUUUUACAUUGUAGAAUAAUAGUGAAGACAUCAAAACUAUGAAAGAACACAUAUGGAAUCAUGUAGUAACCAAAAAAGUGUUAAACAAAUCAAAAUAUAUUUGAGAUUCUUCAAAUAGCCACCCUUUGCCUUGAUGACAGCUUUGCACACUCUUGGCAUUCUCUCAACCAGCUUCACCUGGAAUGCAUUUCCAACAGUCUUGAAGGAGUUCCCACAUAUUCUGAGCACUUGUUGGCUGCUUUUCCUUCACUCUUCGGUCCAACUCAUCCCAAACCAUCUCAAUUGGGUUGAGUUUGGGGGAUUGUGGAGGCCAGGUCAUCUGAUGCAGCACUCCAUCACUCUACUUCUUGGUAAAAUAGCCCUUACACAGCCUGGAGGUGUGUUGGGUCAUUGUCCUGUUGAAAAACAAAAAUGAUAGUCCCACUAAGACCAAACCAGAUGGGAUGGCGUAUCGCUGCAGAAUGCUGUGGUAACCAUGCUGGUUAAGUGUGCCUUGAAUUCUAAAUAAGUCACUGACAGUGUCACUAGCAAAGCACCCCCACACGAUAACACCACCUCCUCCAUGCUUUACGGUGGGAAACACACAUGCGGAGAUCAUCCGUUCACCCACACCGUGUCUCACAAAGACACAGCGGUUUGAACCAAAAAUCUCCAAUUUGGACAAAUUUCCACCAGUCUAAUGUCCAUUGCUCGUGUUUCUUGGCCCAAGCAGGUCUCUUCUUCUUAUUGUGUCCUUUAGUAGUGGUUUCUUUGCAGCAAUUCGACCAUGAAUGCCUGAUUCACACGGUCCCCUCUGAACAGUUGAUGUUGAUGUGUCUGCUACUUGAACUCUGUGAAGCAUUUAUUUGGGCUGCAAUCUGAGGUGCAGUUAAUUGCCGAUUUCUGAGGCUGGUAACUCUAAUGAACAUCCUCUGCAGCAGAGGUAACUCUGGAUCUUCCAUUCCUGUGGCAGUCCUCAUGAGAGCCAGUUUCAUCAUAGCCCUUGAUGGUUUUUGCGACUGCACUUGAAGAAACUUUCAAAGUUCUUGAAAUGUUCCGUAUUGACUGACCUUCAUGUCUUAAAGUAAUGAUGGACUGUCGUUUCUCUUUGCUUAUUUGAGCUCUUCUUGCCAUAAUAUGGACUUGGUCUUUUACCAAAUAGGGCUAUCUUCUGUAUGCCCCCCUACCAUGUCACAACACAAACAAUUGGCUCAAACGCAUUAAGAAGGAAAUAAAUUCCACAAAUUAACUUAACAAGGCACACCUGUUAAUUGAAAUGCAUUCCAGGGGACUACCUAAUGAAGCUGGUUGAGAGAAUGCUAAGAGUGUGCAAAGCUGUCAUCAACGCAAAGGUUGGCUAUUAGAAGAAUCUCAAAUAUACAAUAUAUUUUGAUUUGUUGAACACUUUUUUGGUUACUACAUGAUUCCAUAUGUGUUAUUUCAUAGUUUUCACUAUUAUUCUCCAAUGUAAAACUUUUUUACAAUAAAGAAAAACCUUUGAAUGAGUACAUGUGUCCAAACUUUUGACUGGUAGUGUAUAUAUAUACAUAUACACAUACACAGGCAAGGCACACACACCUGACCCUCUCCUGCCUCAGUGCUAACUCUGGAUGGCUUUGGAGCCCCUGAUGAGUUCCUGUGUCUUUGAAAAGUCAAGCUGACUUGUGUGUGGGUUUGUGUAUGCUCCCUCAGGGACAUUGGUGAGACGCAGGCAGUGUUUCAGAAGCACCAGCCCACCCACGUCAUCCACCUGGCAGCCAUGGUGGGAGGGCUCUUCAAGAACAUGAGGGCCAACCUAGACUUCUGGGUAAGAGGAAGGGAUUCAGGAGUUGUAAUGACAGAGGCUGCAUCUCCAGAAGUGUGCACUUGCUCAAUUUCUCACCUUAUUUAGAAAAUGGUGGAAACUGCCUCCAGCCAAUGUUUUUACCAAUCCUUUGUUUUUAAAUCCAUUAAGGGGAGUGUGCAAGUGCACACUUCUGGAAAAUGGUGGAGGAAGAGGUCUCAAUGUUUAUUUACUGAUUUUAGGGUACAUCCCAAUUGGCACCCUAUUCACUAUGGGCCCUGGUCAAAGGUAGUACACUACUAACUAUAGUUAAUAGGGUGCCAAUUGGGAACCUGGUUCAACCUUAUCCAUCCAUGUGUGUGAUUUUGUUGUUUAUUUACCAACGUAUCCAUUCAUCCAUCCAUGUGUGUUCUUCAGAGGAACAACAUCUACAUAAAUGACAACGUUCUGCAGGCAGCACACGAGGUGGAUGCUGUCAGGGUGGUCUCCUGUCUCUCCACCUGCAUCUUCCCUGACAAGACCACCUAUCCCAUCAACGAGACCAUGGUAACAGGGCAUGUGUGGUGUUUGUGUGUGUGUAUGUGUGUUGUAGACAGUCAACUACAAUCAUAUCUCUUUCUUAACUUGCAGAUCCACAACGGCCCUCCUCACGAGUCUAACUUUGGCUACUCCUAUGCUAAGAGAAUGAUCGAUGUCCACAAUCGGUGUGUUGGUGUUUUAUUUAACCUUCAUUUAACCAGGAAGUCUUAUUUUACAAGGGAGAUAUGUGGGUAUAUGUGCGUGCACAGCUUACCUAUUUUGCUAUAGAUGUCCUCUGCACGCCCACUGACCUCAGCGAGGUCAUCCAGAAUGGCCUUGUGAGCCUCCUGCACCUCUGACCCUUGACCCUUUAGCUGCUCAGUGACCUUCUCUAGAAGUGAGGCAGAAGACAUGAAGUGAACAUGAUCUGUGUAUGUUCAAUAAUUAUGUAUUGUGUGUGUGUGUGUGUGUGUUUAUUCAAUGUUUGUGGAUUGAGGUGUGUGUUUGUCUUGCAGGGCUUAUUACCAGCAGCGUGGGCGGUGCUACACAGCAGUGAUACCAACCAAUGUGUUCGGCCCUCAUGAUAAUUUCAACAUUGAGGAUGGCCAUGUACUACCAGGCCUCAUACACAAAGCAUAUAUCGCUCAGAGUAAGAUAACUACACAACACUCUAGUUCUUUAUUUUUCAGCUAACUGUUUUAAUCUAUACAGUAUACCCCCCUACAAGGAUCGGUAUAGACAUUCCUUCUAACAGGCCUUUACGUGUGUGUGUGUUAGAGGAGGGCAGUCCGUUGGUGGUGUGGGGCUCAGGAACUCCCAGAAGGCAGUUCAUCUACUCGUUGGACCUGGCUCGUCUCUUCCUCUGGGUGCUGAGAGAGUACCCCGAAGUGGACCCUAUCAUACUGUCUGGUGAGCACACACACUCUCAUACACACUCACUUUCUCUCUCUCAUACUCACACUUUAAACAAAUAUUUUCAGGAUUCAGUGUUCAUUCUCCCUCUCUCUGUAUUUUAGUUGGUGAGGAGGAGGAGGUGUCCAUCAAGGAGGCAGCAGAGGCUGUCGUCGAGGCGCUGGGGUUCAAAGGUCAAGUGACUGUAUCCUUUCAACUAGGUGCAUGGCCAGAUAUACAGCUCAAACACACACACAAACACAGUCCCUCUCGCUCUCUCUCUUUCAUACUCACUUGCUCUCUCACACACACACUUUCAGUAGUAGUGGCAGUGUUUGAUUCCCUAACCCCUGUCCUUCAGUAUGACACAACUAAAGCAGAUGGUCAGUUCAAGAAGACAGCCAGCAACGCCAAGCUGCUGCGGUACCGCCCCAACUUCACCUUUACCCCCUUCAAACAAGGUACCUACCUCCAACGCCAGCAAUUUGAAAAACCCCAAAAGUAGAUUUAACCAAAAACUGUGCUAAAACAUUGACGUCAUAUCUGUAUUCUGCCAUCUUUCUGCAUGUUCACCAUUGCUGUUUGGUUUCUGAUGCUGUCUCCUUGUUCCCCCCCCCCCCAAAUUCACACGCACAGCCUUGAAGGAGACAUGUGAUUGGUUCGUGGCUAAUUACAACACCGCCCGCAAGUGAAGAUUCCUCCAAUCUGAUUGUCUGGUAGGCAACCAGUCCUAGGAAGGAAGGAGCAGGAAGAGGGGACCCCUCUCGUUGGCAGAGAAAUUAGACGUUUUAAAGUUAAUUUCCUGCAAUUUUACACAUUAUGAUACCAGGAGUUGAAUCCCGACUGUAUUGACCCCAUUCUGGGUCUAGAUCUGGCCUGCGGUCCACCUAUUGAGGAUGGCUGCCCUAUAUAGUACACUACUUUUGA
This is a messenger RNA of Coregonus sp. 'balchen', 4388 nucleotides long. The record is from the annotation of a GenBank genome assembly. NCBI's taxonomy places the organism in Eukaryota, Metazoa, Chordata, Actinopteri, Salmoniformes, Salmonidae.